Molecule: messenger RNA, 753 nt
Organism: Quercus robur (English oak)
Lineage: Eukaryota; Viridiplantae; Streptophyta; Magnoliopsida; Fagales; Fagaceae
Exons: 2
Coding region: 1-753 (250 amino acids)
Source: RefSeq, a predicted model, not a curated record
AUGUAUAAUGGUCGAACAGACCCUGUAGAGCAUGUUAGCCAUUUCAACCUGAGAAUGGCUGUGCAUUCUAAGAACGAGGCCUUGAUGUGCAAGGUAUUUCCAUCUAACUUGGGACCUGUCGUGAUGAGGUGGUUUGAUGGUCUAGGUGUAGGUUCCAUUGAUUCCUUUAAAGAGCUCACUCAAGCAUUUGGAUCCUGCUUUAUCACGUGCAGCAGGAUUUCUCGGCCUUUAGAUUCCUUGUUGUCCCUGUCCAUGAGAGAAAGGGAGACCUUGAAAACAUAUUCGGAUAGAUACUGGGAGAUGGUUAAUGAGAUAGAUGGUAAUUUUAACGACGUGACCAUCAGGACUUUCAAGGUCGGCUUACCUCUUGAACAUGACCUGAGGAAGUCUUUGAUCGGGAAGCCUGUUACCAAUGUACGCCAGCUUAUGGAUCAGAUUGAUAAGUAUAAGAGGGUUGAGGAGGACCAACAGCAAGGAGACCAGUCAAGGUCAAGGGCUCAAGGGAACGCUUCCUCAAGGCCCUCGUUAGGCACAAUCAAUGUCAUUUUUGCUGCACCUGGGAGAACUGGUUCCCAACCGUCUAGGAUAAUGUUCAUAGCUCGAAUAGCAGUUGAUGACUCUAAUUCGGAGCCAAAGAAGGCUAGAAUGGAGAUCCGAUCGACGUUGAGUUUUUCAGACGAGGAUAAGGUGGGAACCAUCCAACCACACGAUGAUGCUUUGGUGGUUACCCUCAGAAUAGGGGGUAUGAUGUGA